This is a messenger RNA of Blastomyces dermatitidis ER-3, 825 nucleotides long. RefSeq lists its product as uncharacterized. Gene Ontology annotation, molecular function: catalytic activity. NCBI's taxonomy places the organism in Eukaryota, Fungi, Ascomycota, Eurotiomycetes, Onygenales, Ajellomycetaceae. The transcript has a single exon. Gene Ontology annotation, biological process: nucleoside metabolic process. The record is from RefSeq and is a predicted model, not a curated record. The coding region runs from base 1 to 825 and encodes 274 amino acids.
AUGCAUCUGUCCAUUGCCGGUGGAGCAAACUGCCGCAUUGGAGAUGCUAGAGAGGAGCAUGAACGCCUAACCCAGCCCCGGAACGAUAGCAAUGCUUACCACCUUGACAGCAUCAAUGGGUACAACGUGGUUAUUUCAGGGCUUAGCACUCCUGGGUGUACGGCUGCGGCUAAUGUUGUCGCUCAAAUGAAAAUGUCAUUCCAAAAUGUGAAAUUUGGAUUGCUCGUUGGUAUCGGCGGCGGCGUUCCUGUGAGGACUGAUUGGGGAACGGUCCGUCUUGGGGAUGCUGUGGUCGGCAAUCGAGCGAAUGGGUAUCCAGGCACAGUGCAAUAUGACCGUGGAAAAGUGGAAGUCAACAGCUUCAAAUGUACCAAUUCCCUAUCCCCACCGCCACCAGUGCUCCUAGCUGCUGUGAACGCCUUGGAAUCGCAACGGGACAGAGAGAGAGACGAUCCUGUGUGGAAGGCCAUCCAGAUGAUCGACACAACAAAACGAGGCCUCGUAAAAUAUAGAUAUCCUGGCAGAGGCCAGGAUCAUCUAUUCAAGGGAUCAUCUAUUCAAGCCGGCAUACAUCCACUUGGACUCUCUAACUAUACUUGCGAUGAAUGUGGAUGCGAUCUUUCGGAGCAAGUCCAACGGCCCGAGGACAACGAAGGCGACAUACAAUAUGUGAAGGUGCACAGAGAAAACAUGGCAACUGGCGAGAAGGAGAAGGUUAUAAAGGCUGCUGUGGAGAGGGAUCGGAAAGCAGAGCAGUGCGACGCUCUGUGUUUCGAGACGGAGGCAGCAGGCGUUUUUACCGACUUCCAUUUCCUCGAUCCGUGA